AUGCCUUCCAGAGUUAUCGUCGUCGGCGGUGGAUUGUCGGGCCUCAGCGCAGCUCACACAGUCUAUCUGAACGGUGGCAAUGUGCUCGUUCUUGACAAGCAAAACUUCUUUGGCGGUAACUCCACCAAGGCCACCUCCGGUAUCAAUGGUGCUCUCACGCGGACACAAACCGAACUGGGCAUUGCCGAUAGCGUCAAGCAGUUCUAUGAGGAUACUCUCAAAUCUGCCAGAGACAAGGCCCGCCCGGAUCUAAUCAAGGUUCUUACUUAUAACUCUGCCUCUGCUAUCCAUUGGUUGCAGGAGAUCUUCAACCUUGAUCUUACUCUUGUUUCACGGCUUGGGGGACAUUCGUUUCCCCGUACGCAUCGUGGUCAUGAUGCCAAAUUCCCCGGUAUGGCUAUCACAUAUGCUCUGAUGCAGCGUCUCGAAGAGCUUACGGAGAGUGAGCCACACCGCGUCCAGGUGCUUAAGAAGGCUAGAGUCACCGCAGUGAAUAAGGAAGGAAACACCAUCACUGGCGUCACUUAUGAACACAAUGGCGAGACUCACAUCGCUGACGGUGUCGUGAUCUUGGCUACUGGUGGAUACGCAGCUGAUUUCACAGAAGAUUCCCUCCUGAAGAAAUGGAGACCAGACACCUACAACUUGCCCAGCACUAACGGUGUCCAUGCCACUGGUGACGGCCAAAAGAUGCUCAUGGCUAUUGGCGCUAAUGGUAUCGAUAUGGACAAGGUCCAGGUCCACCCUACCGGUCUUGUUGAUCCUAAGGAUUCUGACUCCAAGUGGAAGUUCCUGGCUGCUGAAGCUCUCCGUGGUGAGGGAGGUCUUCUCCUUAACUCUGAUGGUCAGCGAUUUGCCGAUGAACUGGGGCACCGAGACUAUGUUUCCGGUGAAAUGUGGAAGGAAAAGGAGAAGGGCAAGUGGCCCAUCCGCCUCAUCCUCAACAGCAAAGCCUCUAAUGUUCUCGACUUCCACACCCGCCACUAUGCCGGCCGUGGCCUGAUGAAGAAGAUGACCGGCAAAGAGCUGGCUAAGGAAAUCGGUUGCGGAGAAGCUGCGCUCAAAAAGACCUUCGACGACUACAACCAGAUUGCCGACGGCAAGAUGCAGGAUCCAUUUGGGAAGAAGUUCUUCCACAAUGGCCCCGUGAAAAUCGAUGAUACCUUCUACGUCGCCCUGAUGCAGCCCGUCCUCCAUUUCACCAUGGGUGGAAUCGAGAUCAAUGACAAGGCCCAAGUCCUCAACUCAGAGAAGAAGCCGUUCGAGGGUCUGUUCGCCUGCGGUGAGCUUGCUGGUGGUGUUCAUGGAGCCAACCGGCUUGGUGGAUCCUCCCUGCUAGGCUGUGUUGUCUACGGCCGUGUUGCCGGUGACUCCGCAAGCCAAUAUCUCUUGCAGCAAGUUCUCUCCAACCCCUCUGCGGCAGCUUCGUCCCGUCUGAACCAGAUCUCCCUCCACAUCGACCCAUCCCAGCCAGGUAAGGUUUCCGUUGAAUGGACCUCUCCAUCCGGCGGAAGCAGUGGCGCGAAAUCCAUCCAAGCUGCUCCCGUUCCUACUGCAGCAGCAGGAAAGUCUGCCGCACCUGCCAAGGCCGCAGAUAAUGUCGCAGACGUCGCAAACUUCAAGGUCCCGGACAAGGAGUUUACCAUGGAAGAGGUCGCGAAGCACAACAAGAAGGAUGAUCUGUGGAUCGUCGUCAAGGGCGUCGUGAUGGAUGUCACCAACUGGCUCGAAGAGCACCCUGGUGGAGCCCAGGCGCUCUUUAGCCAUAUGGGCAAAGAUGCGUCGGAAGAAUUCGAAAUGCUCCACGACGAUGAAGUCAUCCCCAAAUAUGCUGCUGGUAUCGUCAUCGGACGCGUCAAGGGCCAGACACCCAGCCUGGAAUACUAA
This is a messenger RNA of Paracoccidioides brasiliensis Pb18, 1887 nucleotides long. RefSeq lists its product as uncharacterized. The coding region runs from base 1 to 1887 and encodes 628 amino acids. The transcript has 6 exons. The record is from RefSeq and is a predicted model, not a curated record. Gene Ontology annotation, molecular function: oxidoreductase activity; FMN binding.